This is a messenger RNA of Centruroides sculpturatus (bark scorpion), 4352 nucleotides long. RefSeq lists its product as uncharacterized. Gene Ontology annotation, molecular function: nucleic acid binding. The coding region runs from base 171 to 4205 and encodes 1344 amino acids. Lineage: Eukaryota; Metazoa; Arthropoda; Arachnida; Scorpiones; Buthidae. The record is from RefSeq and is a predicted model, not a curated record. The transcript has a single exon. Gene Ontology annotation, biological process: DNA integration.
UUAAAAUGUAAAAUAUUAGUGAGUCUGCCAGGUGGCGAUCGUUGCUGAUGCAUCACGGGAACGGUACCUGAGCGCUCACUUUGGUUGUAACCUCGAGACAAUAAACAUAACAUGGCGCAGUCGACAAACGUUUAGAGAAAGACGAAAGAUUCUCCCGUACUGGAUUCAACAUGUCCACGUUUCAAAAUCUUCCUCCUCCAAAACCAAUGUUGGUAGAAGGUGACUUAGGAACGAAUUGGAAGAAAUUUAAGAAAAGUUACCUACUUUAUUCGACGGCGACCGAACUCACGACGAAGAACAAUGAAACUCAAGCCGCCAUCUUGCUCCAUUGUUUAGGAGAAGAAGCACUAGAAAUUUUUGAAACAUUAGAACUUAGUGAGGAAGAAGCGAAACAGCCGAAUGUAAUUCUAGAAAAACUCGAGUUGUAUUUUAUUCCGAAAAGCAACCAAAGUGUUGAGAGUCACAAGUUCAACACUCGUGUGCAAGGACUGAGCGAAGCCUUUGACGAUUUUUUAGCAGACUUACGUAAGCUAUCGAUAAAUUGUGAAUUUGGGAAUUUACGAGAUCGAUUAUUAAGAGAUAGAAUUGUGAGUGGUAUUCGUGAUCAGAAGGUAAAGGAACGUCUACUGCGAGAAACGGAGCUAUCAUUAACAAAGGCAAUCGACAUAUGCAGAGCCGCCGAACAGACAGAGAGUCACAUUAAACUCUUGUCGAAUCAACCAAAGAAUAUAGAAGUCAACGUGAUAAAAGGAAAAUCAAGAGAACGUCUCAAUGAGUCACGUGAUCAGGAAAAUAGGUCGCGUGCAGAAACAAAGAACCAUCGAACACAGAACAAUCGUCGUGCAUAUCAAAGACCGGAAAAUAAGUUCCAAGGAAGACAACGGAAUUGCGGGAGAUGUGGUUACAGACAUAAUCAACCGAACUGUCCGGCAAUGGGCAAACAGUGUAAUAAAUGCAAGGAAUACAAUCAUUUUGCGAAAGUGUGUCGAAAUAACAUGAUAAAUGUACUGGAAAUGGCGCCAGAGAGUACAAACGACUAUGUAUUGGCGUCACUGGAAAGCAGAGGUAAGAAUCUUGAACUAGACUGGUCAGAGACUUUAAGAAUUUUAGAUUGUCAUAAAACUGUUAGUUUUAAGAUAGAUACUGGUGCACACGUUAAUGUAAUCCCUGCAUACAUUUUUGAGACUCUUAAUCUAAGAAGACUGCUAAAGAAAACGAAUAUCACAAUUUUGAAUUACGGUGGAAAUAGAUUAAAUGUGCUAGGAGCGUGUGAUUUAACAGUACGAACUAAGGAUAAAGUUAAGGAACUUUUGAAUUUUAUAAUAGUCAAGACAACUGACCAAGCAGCACCUAUUUUAGGACUCGAGAGUAUUCAGAAACUAAAUUUACUACAGAGAAAUCGAAAUAUCUUAGAAAUAAAAAUGGAAAGUGACUAUUUUACUAAAUACAGGAAUGUAUUUGAAGGCAUAGGCAGGAUCAAAAUAAAACCCUGUGAAUUUAAAUUAAAGGAUGACUACAAGGCUGUGGUAGUUCCUACACGUCGAGUACCAUUUAACUUAAUGAAUCCAUUAAAGAAAGAAUUAACGAGAAUGAUAAAUGAUGGAAUCAUAUGCAGCAUAGAUGAACCGACCGAGUUUGUAAACCCAAUUGUUCUAGUUCGCAAACCUGAUGGAUCCCUGAGAAUAUGUUUAGAUCCACAGAAUUUGAAUCACUCAAUAAUGAGAGAACAUUUUGAAAUACCGACCUUUGAGGAAAUCACAAGGGAUAUGGCAGGUUCCAAAUUUUUCUCUAUCCUAGAUGCAAACAAGGGAUUUUGGCAGAUUGAACUGGCAGAUAGCUCAUCAAAAUUAACAACCUUUAGUACACCUUUUGGGAGAUAUAGAUUUCUGCGACUACCCUUUGGAUUGACUAAUGCUCCUGAGAUCUUUCACAAAACGUUUACAGAAAUUUUUGCUCAUAUCGAAGGAGUCAAGAUUUACAUUGAUGAUCUUAUCAUUCAUGCAAAGGACUCAGAAGAACAUGAUAGAAUCUUAGAAUUGGUUCUGAAGACAGCUGAAGAAAAGGGGAUUAGGUUCAAUAAGGAUAAGUGCAAAUUUAAACUAAAGGAAGUCAAAUAUGUGGGACACAUCUUGUCAGAAGAUGGUAUUAGAAUUGAUCCAGAUAAAGUCGAAGCAAUCAAACGCAUCCCAAAGCCAACAGGUUUAAAAGAACUUAAUCGAUUCAUGGGCAUGAUAACUUAUGUGGCAAAAUUUAUACCGAAUUUAGCUAGUCAUACUGCAAAAUUAAGGACUUUACUGAAACAGGAUUGUUUGUGGCAAUGGACUGAGCAACAUGAUAAGGAAUUUUUGAAGCUAAAGAAUCUUUUGAGCAGCACCCCAGUCUUACAAUUUUAUGAUAAAGAUAAACCACUAGUACUCUCAGUGGAUAGUUCAAAAGAUGGAAUGGGAGCUGUACUACUUCAGGAAGGUGCUCCGGUGGCUUAUGCAUCAAAGACACUCACAGAGACCCAGAAAAAUUAUGCGCAAAUUGAAAAAGAAGCACUGGCAAUAGUGUUUGGCUGCCAGCGUUUUCACCAGUAUGUGUAUGGUCGUGAAAUUAUAGUUGAGAGUGACCAUAAACCGUUAGAGGCAAUUUUUCAAAAGCCACUAAAUAAAUGUCCACUACGCCUUCAGAGAUUAAGGAUAACCUUACAAAAUUAUAACUUUAGAGUAAAAUACAGACCAGGAUCACAACUUGUGUUGGCUGAUGCCCUUUCUCGAGCUAGCUAUGUGGACAAGAAUUUUGAUGUGAUGGAAUCUGAUGUUGAAGCUCAAGUUAACCUUAUCAAUUACUGUAGCAUUACUCCAAAGAAAUUUGAAAAACUUCGGCAUGAAACAAAAAGAGAUAAAGAGUUACAGUCACUGAUUAAUAUAAUAAAGGAAGGUUGGCCAGAACAGAAAAACAUGAUAGAUCCACUAGUCAAACCAUAUUGGAAGUUUCGUGAAGACCUGAGUGAGGUGAGAGGCAUAGUAUGUAAAGGUGAACAAAUAGUUAUUCCCAAGAGCAUGAGAGCAGAGACAAUUGAUAGACUACAUUAUAAUCACAUGGGAAUCAGUAAAACAUUAUGGAGAGCAAAAGAACAUGUCUUUUGGCCGUUCAUGGAAAAAGAAAUAAUUGAUGUUGUCAGGAACUGUCCAGCAUGUCUAAAGUAUCAAAAUUCAAAUCCGAAAGAAACGCUUAUUAACAGAGAACUGUCCACAAGACCGUGGGAAAUUGUCACAACUGAUAUCUGUCAUUUAUUUGGUAAAGACUAUCUACUAGUAGUAGAUACAUUUUCACGAUUCCCAGAAGUUUAUUGUAUGAAUCAGAACACCACUCAUUCCAGAAUAGUUGAAGCUAUGAAAUCGAUAUUUUCCAGACAUGGCAAGCCAGAAAUUAUAUACUCAGGUAAUGAUACCCAGUUUGUAAACAAACAUUUUCAACAAUUUCUAGAACACUGGGAAAUAACACAUAAGACAAGCUCUCCACGAAACCCUCAGUCUAAUGGUUUUAUUGAACGGCAUGUGCAGACUAUCAAAAAAUUACUUAAGAAAGCAGUCUAUGACUCAAAGGACAUUUAUCUGACCUUGUUGGAAUACAGAAAUACACCUUUAGGUCGAGGUAUUCCAUCCCCAGCACAACUUCUUUAUGGUCGUAGGUUGCGAGGGCAAGUGCCCACAAGGAAUAAUCUCUUGAAACCCAGAAUAGUUGUAGACAAAUUUAGAAAAAACCAUUUGCAAAGACAACAAAUACAGAAACACUAUUUCGACAGAAAUGCUAGAGACCUAACAGCAUUGAAUCCACAUGACCGAGUGAUGAUCCAAAUUGAUAAAAGAAACUGGGAGCCUGGUGAAAUAAUAGAAAUAGACAGAUAUCGACCAAGAUCUUAUAUUGUGCGCAUAGACAAAGACAGUAAAUACUUCAUUCGUAACCGAAGAUUUUUAAGGAAGUUCGAUGUGAAUAGAUUUAGAAACAUACAGAAUCAUUCAGGCGAAUUGUUGGAUCAACCAAGUGAGGAAGAACAGGCCAGUGAACAAGGAGAAAACAUGGAUAGUGGUAGUGAGGAAAAGGACACAGAGAAUGAGCAGUUGGAAAAUCAGGAGGUGAGCGGCAAUGAGGCUACAGACUUGACAACUCGAUCAGGCCGGGUGAUCCGUAGGCCAUCGCGUUUCAAAGACUUUGUGUAAGAAAGGGAGAUGUAAUAUGUAUUGUAUUAAAAUGUUAAAAUGUAAAAUAUUAGUGAGUCCGCCAGGUGGCGAUCGUUGCUGAUGCAUCACGGGAACGGUACCUGAGCGCUCACUUUAGUUGUAACCUCGAGACAAUAAACAUAACAU